CACAUAUUUCUGCUGCCUGAACAAAAAAAAAGUUAAAUUAAAGAGGAUUCAGGGAUUCACGGGUACGUAUAAAUUCUGGAGCCAUACGCUCAUAUGUUCAACCGCGGCAGAAUUGAAUUGAAGCCGCUCAUAUGCGUUUCAUGCGUGUGAUGCCGCUACAGUCCGUUUCCGUGAAACCUCCCUCCCUCUCUCCAUCCUCCUCUUCGCAUGUGAUCCAGUUCUUUGCUUCUCGCUCUCUAUCUCUAGUCCUGGUCUCCAGCUCAUCUCGCCGGCCACCAUCUGCUCUGCUUCCUCUGGAAGCGGCAGCCCGUGCCGUGGUAGAGUACGCAAAUUGAAUGGGGUUGCCGCCGGCCACGCCGACGCCAUCACGAGGCGCCUCCACCGCCGGCAGUUACCCCGUGCACCUCCACCGGAGGCGAGGCUUAAGAAGGGCGGCCAGGGCGCGGAGCAAGAUGAAGCUCGCGUACUUCCUCAUGGACGACGAGGAGCGGCGCUGCAAGACGGACGAGCUGCAGUUCGAGGUGUCGGAGCUGGAGGCGGUGCUCGAGAAGGAGAAGCGGCUCAACAGAGUCCUGCACUGCUCGCUCCAGGGCCGGAACGUCGUCUGCCAUUGCUGCCUCUCCGCCUUGGUUCCAACAAAGAUAAGGGGGCUCCUUGCGGAGCUAGCGAUCAUCGAGGAUGAGAUAUUUUACCUCGAGAAGAAGGUCGACGACCUGCGGCUACGUCUUCGCCGUGAGCGCAAUUGGACAGAACGCUGCAUUCUCCAGCAGCGACAGCAGCAUAAUUGGCUGCAACAGAAUUGGCGGCAUUCCGGUGGUCCCAGAGAGAUCGAUGGUGGAGGACAACAAUUUCCAAUGCUGCCUUAUCGAGGCAGCCAAGAGGAACGUGAAGUUAAUAUUGAGCGUGGGAGCAAGGCUUCCGGUGGAUCUGUCUCUACACAAGGUGAGGAAGUUGAGCAGGUCACAAGAAGAAGCCACUCUACAGGAAAUAUAAAACCCCCUGAAAGAAAAAUUUGCUUGAGCAGUCCCAACAAGCUGUCAGAGGAGCUGAUAAAGUUGACGGUGACCAUCUUCCACAAGAUCAACAAAACAACUCAUCAUGCAGCAGAGCUGGAGCUGAGCAGCAUGCCGAAGCUCAACAUCACCUCGUGCAUAGGCUCUUCUAGAAACCUUGCCCCCAAGUCGUCGUCCUCGUCGAGCGAUGGCGUGAAGAGCCGUGCAUUGCCGCCGCGUGAGUACGGUGGUGGCGAGAGGGAGACUAGCGGAGGUUGCAAGAGGUUCGUGGAGUUCACACGGAGCUCAUUUGACGCAAGCCGCGUGUCGUCAUGUCUCGCUGACAUCAAGAACUUGAGAGUGUUGAUGAACAAGCUUUCCACCGUGGAUCCGAGUUUCUUGACCAACAAGCAGAAACUGGCCUUCUGGCUCAACAUUUACAACUUCUGCGUGAUGCAUGCAUUUCUUCAACAUGGUCUGCCUCCAUCGGCAGACAAGCUACUGUCGCUGCUAAACCAGGCGUCCGUGAAUGUGGGAGGAACGGUGUUGAAUGUUCUGUCCAUCGAGCAUCUCUUCCUCAUGCAAUCCCCUGAUCAAGGCAACAAGGAGUUGAGUGAGAAAAGGAUGAUGACGGAAGGGGAGAUGGAUCUGCAGCUCAACUACGGUCUUGGGUACCCUGAACCGAACGUCGUCUUUGCGCUCUGCAAAGGCAGCCGCUCCUCACCACCUGUCCGGGUGUACACGGCGGAGGAGGUGUCAAGCGAGCUGGAGGAGGCGAAGGUGGAGUACCUGGAGCGGUGUGUCCGGGUCGUCCAAGCCGCUGGUGCGAGGAGGAAGAAGACGAAGGCGUCAACGACGAUCAUGCUGCCGAAGCUAUUGUAUUGGCACAUGCGAUGCUUCGCUGACGACGUGGAGUCGCUGCUGGAGUGGGUCCACAGCCAGCUCCCUCGCUCCACUAGUGCGCUCGAGCUGAAGAGAGCCAUUAGGGACCUCCUUCUCCACCGCGACAGACCCCCAGUGCCGGAGAAGAUGGUGGAGAUCGAGCCCUAUGAGGCAGAGUUCCGCUACAUGUUGCCAGUGGUCUGGUGAAUGCACGCUUGUCUCCUGUCGGCCAUCAGCUCUGGUGUCACUUUAUUUAGUGUAUGUAUUUAAAGAUGUUAUCCAGAUUCUAUGUAUAUACGGAAACUAGGAGAAAAUAAAUACUUCACUAUUAUACUUACUUUUUAAGGACCUAAAUAAUAUUAAGCUCUACUUUGGAUCGGAUU
This is a messenger RNA of Lolium perenne, 2257 nucleotides long. RefSeq lists its product as uncharacterized. Lineage: Eukaryota; Viridiplantae; Streptophyta; Magnoliopsida; Poales; Poaceae. The record is from RefSeq and is a predicted model, not a curated record.